AUAGAAGAAAGAAACCCCACAUCCAAACACACCACCCUAUUCAUCCAUCCAAACACCAUAUACUUUAGUACAAAAAAGAAACAAACAAAAGAAUUUUUUCACAUAUUAAACAUUUCUCUCACUCACUCACUCACUCACUCACUCUUGCUAAGAGAAGUGUGCAAAGCUUUCUCUCAUCACAACUAUCAAAGUUUAUAAAGAAAAAAAAAAUAAAAUAGAAACUCCAUAUCCCACAAAACCCACAUGCUUCCUUAUUCUUACAAACCCUUUUCAUCAUCACUCCCACUACUACCAAUACCAUAUUCUCAUCUUCUUCAAACCAUUCUUUUAAACUUAGUUUAAAUUAUUCAUCUACUUCUUCUUUCUUUCUCUGAUCUGAGAUUUGUUCUUAGAAGAGAAAAUGAUUACACUAUUGGAUUUCUACCAUGUAAUGACCGCUGUGGUCCCUCUUUAUGUGGCAAUGAUUUUAGCCUAUGGUUCAGUAAAAUGGUGGAAGAUUUUCACACCGGAUCAGUGUUCCGGGAUAAACCGAUUCGUGGCGCUUUUCGCCGUUCCAUUACUGUCAUUCCAUUUUAUUUCAACAAAUGAUCCUUACCAUAUGAACUUUAGAUUCAUAGCAGCUGAUACACUUCAAAAACUCAUUGUUUUAGCUGUUCUUGGUGUUUGGUCUAAGGUUAGUAAGAGGGGUUGUUUGGAAUGGACUAUAACUCUAUUCUCCUUAUCCACACUCCCAAACACACUUGUUAUGGGUAUACCACUCUUAAAGGGUAUGUAUGGAGAUUUCUCAGGGAGUUUAAUGGUUCAAAUUGUUGUUCUUCAAUGUAUCAUUUGGUACACUCUUAUGUUAUUCAUGUUUGAAUAUAGAGGAGCUAAGCUUUUGAUUUCUGAACAAUUUCCUGAUACUGCUGGUUCAAUCGUGUCCAUACACGUGGACUCUGAUAUCAUGUCUUUGGAUGGUAGACAACAGUUGGAGACUGAGGCUGAGAUUAAGGAAGAUGGGAAACUCCACGUCACUGUUAGAAGAUCAAAUGCCUCUAGAUCCGAUAUUUUUUCUAGAAGGUCUCAAGGUUUGUCUUCGACAACCCCGAGACCUUCUAAUCUCACUAAUGCAGAGAUUUACUCUCUUCAAUCCUCUCGGAAUCCUACUCCGAGAGGAUCGAGUUUUAAUCAUACCGAUUUUUACUCCAUGAUGGCCGGUGGAAGAAACUCUAAUUUCGGUGCUAAUGAUGUUUUCGGUAUGUCUGCUUCGAGAGGUCCCACUCCGAGACCUUCAAAUUAUGAUGAGGAUAUUGGCGGUGGUGGUGGUCCUGUUUCCACCACCGCCAACAAACCAAGUAGAUACUACAGUCACCCGCAGCCUGGUGGUGCUGCGGGUGGUACUGGUACUACUACCACUACUACUUACCCUGCUCCCAACCCCGGGAUGUUCUCGCCAACCGGGUCAAAAAACCCGACCACUAAUGCCGCCAUUCCCAAUGCCACAAAGAAACCCAAUGGCACUACCGCAACCGGCCAAGUUCAAAAAGGCGAAGAAGGCGGAAAAGAUCUCCACAUGUUUGUAUGGAGUUCAAGUGCUUCCCCUGUAUCUGAUGUUUUCGGUAGCCAUGAAUAUGGUCCUCAUGAUCAACAAAAAGAGAUGAGACUAGCUGUUUCUCCUGGAAAAGUUGAAAAUCGUAGAGAGAAUAAUAAUAAUAAUCAAGAAGAGUAUGUAGAAAGAGAUGAUUUCAGCUUUGGAAAUCAAGGAGAGAUUAACACUAAUAAUAAUAAUAAUGAUAAUGAGAAAGGUGUUGAUGGAAAUGGAAAAGGGAAAAUAAUGCCACCAACAAGUGUAAUGACUAGGCUUAUUCUUAUCAUGGUUUGGAGAAAGCUUAUAAGAAACCCAAAUACUUAUUCAAGCUUAAUUGGUCUUAUUUGGUCACUAGUUUCAUUCAGGUGGAAUGUAAAAAUGCCAGCCAUUGUAGCUCAGUCUAUUUCCAUAUUGUCAGAUGCAGGACUUGGCAUGGCUAUGUUCAGUCUUGGUCUUUUUAUGGCAUUGCAACCAAGGAUCAUAGCAUGUGGAAAUUCGAUAGCAACAUUUGCAAUGGCUGUGAGAUUCCUUACAGGACCAGCUGUAAUGGCAGCUGCUUCCAUUGCUGUUGGCCUUAGAGGUGUUCUCUUACAUGUUGCCAUUGUUCAGGCAGCUCUACCUCAAGGAAUUGUCCCCUUUGUCUUUGCUAAGGAGUACAAUGUACACCCUGAUAUUCUUAGCACAGGGGUUAUAUUUGGAAUGUUAAUUGCUUUGCCCAUAACAUUAGUGUACUACAUUUUGUUGGGAAUAUGAAGCUGUGGAAAAAAGCAAAGAAAAUCACCAUUAUUGGCUGGCCUUUAAUUAAUUAUAAUUUCUCUAUUUUUAAUGUGGAAAAGAAAAAAAAAACAACUUUGCCAGCAAGAAAAUGAGUGAGAAAAAGAUCAAGAAAAAAAAUGAAAAAGAAAAUGAUAUAAUGUAUUCCAAGUUGGAAUUUUAACAAAAGGAAAAUUUGAGGUGGAAAAAAAAAUAGGACUGUAUGGUUGGAAGAAUGAGUCUUUUUCUUAUUAUGAGUUUUUUUUUUUUUUAAUAUUUUGGUAGUAGAAAAAUUUGUAAAAUGAUUAUGUUUGUAGUGAAUUAAUUUAUAAAAGGAGAAGAGAAUGUUUCCCUAUUUAUUAAUUUAUAUAUUUUUUUGUUUGU
This is a messenger RNA of Cannabis sativa, 2704 nucleotides long. RefSeq names its product probable auxin efflux carrier component 1c. Gene Ontology annotation, biological process: auxin export across the plasma membrane; auxin polar transport. NCBI's taxonomy places the organism in Eukaryota, Viridiplantae, Streptophyta, Magnoliopsida, Rosales, Cannabaceae. The record is from RefSeq and is a predicted model, not a curated record. Gene Ontology annotation, molecular function: auxin efflux transmembrane transporter activity. The transcript is spliced from 7 exons. Gene Ontology annotation, cellular component: endoplasmic reticulum; plasma membrane. The coding region runs from base 401 to 2320 and encodes 639 amino acids.